AUUUCCGUUUCCGGUCCGGUCCAGCGCGCGAUAUACAAAACACAGCGAGGGAAAGCGGGCAAGUGAAGCGCCAACGUCGGACUCGCUUUGCUAGCAUAUUUGACUACAUAUUGCCUUCCACCGGCAUAUUUAUACCCUAAACUCUGCAUUGUCCUUUAAGGCUCGGCUUGAGGAAAUGAUGACCACACGAAAGAGAAAUUUGCCCUCAGUGAACGGUCCCUCGGCCCAGAUGAGCGUGAGAGAGGAGACUUCCCCUGUAAAGAGGAGCUCUCCCAGGAAGAAGUCAGAUGGUUGUUUGGACAAGGAAAACCACCCAUCGCCACAGAGAUCCCCUCGUAGAGCUGCAGGUGUCAACAAGCUGGUGGAAGUUAAGGAGGCAAUCAACAGUUUGGAUGACUACCCAUGCUCCUCCGGCUCUCCGUUCAAACACGCGAUGGUUACCAGCUCCUUCUAUGGCGCCAAGAAGACCGUCUAUCUUACGCCGCUAGAGCGAAAAGCUGUGAAGGAAUCUUUGCCUUCUCCUCCGUUUGCUCCGUCACCUCCAGCUCAAGUCAAGAAGCCGGUUAAGAAGAACACCAAAAAGGCAGCGAAAGAGCGUGGCAAGAGCUAUACCACCAUCACCAAGACCAUCAAGCUGAACUGCAGCAGUUCUGCAUUCAGAAAAGCCGAUGCUAAAUCACCAUCCACCGCCGUCAGCAAGCCAGCAGAGCCCAAGAAGGCCAUUACCCUCGCAUUCAGCAGCCUCAAGCCCAAACCUAAGAUCUUUGUGGGAGCAGCUUUUUUCAGCACAGGCAAGAAGCCCACAUCCAUGUACAAGAAGUCUGCCACAAAGUCCUCCGCCAAGCCGGCUGCCGUCCGAAGCCAAGGUGGGAAGUCUGGGAAGUUGGUGACUCGACAGCCCAACCAGACGCAGAAACAUCCAGCAGAGACUUCUAUUAAGCCCAUAGAAAAGGAGGCGGCGCUACCGAGAACUAGGUUUGAACCAACGGACUGGUUUGACACCAUGAACGACCUGCCUGGGACCCCACUGAGUUCUCCUAAAGUUGUGGCGCAGAACUAUGAGAUCACAAAGGAGCUGAAAAUUGUGCUAUUGAAGACUCCAACACCACCAAGUCGGACUUCCAGAGACUUGUUCUUCAGUCCUCAGGAUGAUUCUUUGACAGAGCCUCUAGUUGAUUUUGGUGAUGAAAGUCCCAGUAAUGCUGCCUCCACAUCGCCCAAAGAAUGCACUGCUGCUGUGUAUCCUAUCUUCGGCUCUGCUUCCAAAAGAUCAAAGAACAAACGAGCGCCACUGUCCUUCAGCACCUCGGCUGGCCCGGCAGCAUCUCUGCAGGCUACUGCUGCAAAGGAUCGACCUCGCAGGAGAAAGGAGAAGCAGGAUGAUGACCAGCUCGUGAUCGAUGCAGGUCAGAAGCAGUUUGGCGCCAUCACCUGCAGCUCGUGUGGAAUGGUGUACAGCGCGGACAACCCAGAGGACAGCUUCCAACACGACCAGUUCCACCAGUACCUCCUGGACUCCAUCAAAUACGUGGGGUGGAAGAAGGAGAGGGUGUUGGCAGAAUUCUGGGAUGGGAAGAUUCUUAUGGUCAUGCCAGAUGAUCCCAAAUAUGCCAUCAAAAAGGCUGAGGAUGUGCGUCGCAUUGCGGACAACGAGCUGGGUUUCCAGCAGGUAACGCUAAGCAGACCUUCGCAGGCCAAGACCUACUUGUUCAUCAACACUGAGCGGACGAUUGUGGGCUGCCUCAUUGCUGAACCCAUUCGACAGGCCUUCAGAGUCCUGGAGCAGUCAGAGCAGUACUUAGACAUGACCAAGGACGACUUUAUGGACCGACACCGGGUGUGGUGCUGCUCCACCAUCCCGGAGAAGGCACUGUGCGGGGUCAGUCGCAUCUGGGUGUUCAACUUGGCAAGGAGACAAGGCAUCGCUCGCCGCAUGCUGGACACAGUCAGGAACACCUUCGUGUAUGGCAGCCACCUUACAAAAGAGGAAAUCGCCUUUUCUGACCCGACGCUGGAUGGCAAACAGUUUGCGUCAGCGUACUGUGGAACGUCUGCUUUCCUCGUUUACAACUUCAUUGCAUGACAUGAUUACAUGACCAAGAAGUUAGCUGAUCUAUGCAAUCGUUCAAGACUUCAGUUUUUUUGUUAGAGCAAGCAUGUCUGAUUAGGUUGGUCUACCUUGCAGUUAAGUCAGUAUUUCUGUUAAAUGCAGUUUGUAUAUUUGCAAUGGCUUCAUUAUAGAUGUUUAUUAUAGAUAUGUAAACAUGUUUUGAUUCAUUGAGUGUUUUUUUUAAGCUCGUCUUACCUUUUCAUAGUUGUUUUUCUGUCUCUUUUUAAGGAAAAGAAAAUAACUGUUUGAGAGUGUUCUGUUGUAAAAAGAUUUAAUAAAA
Molecule: messenger RNA, 2390 nt
Organism: Nerophis lumbriciformis (worm pipefish)
Lineage: Eukaryota; Metazoa; Chordata; Actinopteri; Syngnathiformes; Syngnathidae
Gene: esco2
Product: establishment of sister chromatid cohesion N-acetyltransferase 2
Biological process (GO): mitotic sister chromatid cohesion
Cellular component (GO): nucleus; chromatin
Molecular function (GO): protein-lysine-acetyltransferase activity
Source: RefSeq, a predicted model, not a curated record